Molecule: messenger RNA, 3043 nt
Organism: Anopheles merus
Lineage: Eukaryota; Metazoa; Arthropoda; Insecta; Diptera; Culicidae
Product: membrane alanyl aminopeptidase-like
Exons: 7
Coding region: 103-2910 (935 amino acids)
Biological process (GO): proteolysis; peptide catabolic process
Cellular component (GO): cytoplasm
Molecular function (GO): peptide binding; metalloaminopeptidase activity; zinc ion binding
Source: RefSeq, a predicted model, not a curated record
GCAGUUUACCUACUAUUAACUUUAAAGGCUCAAUAAAUGAUCAUAGGCUCGAAUAAUUUUCGAGAAGAUCUUUUUUUCGAUCUUUGGCUGGAACACUUCUAAAUGACAUUGGCAGAAAAGCUAGCGCUGGUGGUGCUGGUCACCUGUGCCUGCGCUGUAGUAUCAACGGCCAGUCCACUAGAUCCGGACCGCUACUUUCUGGUUGAGGCCGAGCCACGUGCCCAGCUAGAAGAUUACCGACUCAACGAUGACGUAUGGCCUACGCACUACGAUAUCGAGAUCAAGCCUUACCUGGAGCAGGAAGGUAACAAGGCUCAGUUCACGUUUGAUGGCAGUGCAAAGAUCACUGUCGCGACCCAGAAACAAAAUGUGAUGCAGAUCAAGCUGCACAUGGCAAGGAUGGAUAUCAGUGCGUGGAGCGUGACCCGCAAGUCGGAUAAUACGAUCAUACCUACUCUUCCACAAACCUACGAUCAGGAAACGCAAAUUUUGACCCUUCCGCUCAGCUCCGCUCUGCAGGCCAACGUGGAGUAUGUGCUCUCGUUCACCUACGUCGGUAACAUGGAUGACGAUAUGCACGGAUUCUACCGAAGCUACUACUGGGAAGACGGUGUGAAGGUGUGGAUGGGAUCGACACAGUUCCAGCAGACACACGCUCGCCGAGCUUUUCCGUGCUUUGAUGAGCCCAGGUUCAAGGCCACCUUCCAGCUGAAGAUCAACCACAAGACUCAGUACAAUGUGUACUCCAACACGGCGAUCGUGGGAACUGCUGUCGCAGAAGUUGGCCGCAGUUUAACAACGUUCGGCGUUACUCCAUCCAUGUCUUCCUACCUGAUUGCGUUCAUCGUGGCGCCAUACCAGAUAAACGAUCGCGAUGGCAUGGGUAUUCUUGCACGUCCUCAGGCCCAGAACCAAACGCAGUACAGCUUGGACGUUGGAAUCAAGCUACUGAAAGCAUUGGACGAAUGGCUUGACUAUCCAUAUGCCAGUAUGCCGGCGAUGACCCGCAUGUACAUGGCCGCGGUACCUGAUUUCUCUGCCGGUGCGAUGGAAAACUGGGGCUUGUUGACAUACCGCGAGGCAAAUAUUCUCUACCGGUCCGAUGAUUCCACCAGUAUGCAACAGCAACGUAUUGCAACUGUCAUCUCACAUGAGAUCGCUCAUCAAUGGUUUGGAGAUCUUGUCACAUGUGAGUGGUGGGAUGUUGCCUGGCUCAACGAAGGAUUCGCUCGCUACUAUGAAUACUACGCAACCGCCCUCGUUGAGACGAAUUGGGACUUUGAAGAUCAAUUCGUAGUAGCCCAACUGCAAUCAGUGAUGCAGAUGGAUAGCUUGAGAUCUACCCACCCUAUGACUCAUCCCGUCUACACGCAAGCUGAGUCCAGCGCAAUAUUCGACAGCAUUACAUACAAUAAAGGAGCAGUGGUACUUCGCAUGAUGGAGCACUAUCUCACAACUGAAACGUUCAAGACUGCACUCAGAGCGUACAUCAAGGAUCGCGCCUUCAAGACCACCCGACCGGAAGAUCUUUUCAGUGCCCUUAAUCGCUAUGAUCCCAAUGCCAGAUCCUACAUGGAACCGUGGACGGUUCAGCCUGGCUAUCCUCUGGUCACUGUUACCAGCCACGACACUGGAUUCACCGUCACCCAGAAACGCUUCCUCGUCAAUGAACCUGAUCACAACGAACAAACCGCAUGGCCAUUGCCGAUUACCUUCGCUACCAAGGCUAGCGAGUUCUCGAUUACUCGACCCGCUUUCUACACCGGAAUGACGUUCGACAUUCCCAUGCCGGGAGCCUCGGAUGUCGAAUACUUCAUUCUGAACAACCAGCAGGUGGGCUACUAUCGCGUGAACUACGAUGCCAUCCUGUGGGGAAAGAUCAGCAAGGCGCUCCAUAGCGAGGGCUUCGGUGGCAUUCACGUCCUAAACCGAGCGCAGAUCGUGGACGAUCUGUUCAACUUGGCUCGCGGCGAUGUGGUACCAUACGGAACGGCGCUGGAGAUUCUAGAAUACCUUAAGGAGGAAACUGAGUAUGCACCCUGGUUGGCCGCAGUCAAUGGACUCACCACUCUGUCUCGCAGAAUUCAUGCUGAUGAUGAGAAGCUGUUCGCGGCCCACAUCCUGGAUAUCUUCUCCAAGGCAUACGAUAUCGUGAAAUUCCAAGCGCCGACCGCAACCGAACGACGCAUUUUCACAUACAUGCGCCAAAACGUACUCCAAUGGGCUUGCAACUAUGGUCAUGAAGAGUGCAGCAAGGCAGCAGUAGCCGAGUUCCACCGAUACCACCAGAAUCCUUCAGUCAAAGUCCAUCCUGAUUUGCGUCAAGUAGUGUACUGUGAGGGCAUUCGUAAAGGCUCCAUGGAGGAGUUCGAGUUCUUGUGGAACCAAUAUCUGACUACAAACAUGGCAACGGAACAGCUUCUCAUCCUACAGGGCUUGGGUUGCGCCUCAUCGAGUGAACUGAUUACGAUUAUGCUUAAUGCCAUCACUUCUCCUCACGUACGUUCGCAAGAUAAGAGUAACGCUUUCACAUAUGUUAUCAACAAUCUAUACACCUUACCACAUGUUUCGCGAUACCUGCAGCAAAAUCACGCCAUUUGGGCUGCAUCUCACGGUAGCUACGCGAAUGUGGCAUCGGCUUUCAACAAUGUUCUGGCCCGUUUGAAGAGCGACAGCGAGCGGGAUGUGAUCAGUGCUUUCAUCGAAAGCAACAAGAACAUCCUUGGUCAGGCUGCAUACGAUUCGAUUAAGACCGGACUGGAGGACUAUGAAACCAACAAGCAAUUUACUCUGCGAAAUCGUGACGAGAUCCAUGAUUUCUUGGAUAAUAAGAUCAACGGUGGAGCAGCUACCAUAUUGGCCAACGUAUCGAUGAUCGUUGGACUGUUGAUGUUGGUACUAGCCCGCUGAUAAAUCGAUGGUGUUCGUUUUUAUUUCACGUGCUGUUUUGUGAUUCCUCACCACCGAUACUUGUAUGAAAAAGAGUUGUUCUUUACUUGUAGAUAAUUGGUAAAAAUAAAUAAAGCUAUAGAACUAUAACAAA